This is a messenger RNA of Pleuronectes platessa (European plaice), 617 nucleotides long. RefSeq names its product mitochondrial ribosomal protein L14 (gene mrpl14). Gene Ontology annotation, molecular function: structural constituent of ribosome. Lineage: Eukaryota; Metazoa; Chordata; Actinopteri; Pleuronectiformes; Pleuronectidae. Bases 79 to 525 code for a protein of 148 amino acids. Gene Ontology annotation, cellular component: ribosome; mitochondrion. Gene Ontology annotation, biological process: translation. The record is from RefSeq and is a predicted model, not a curated record. The transcript has 3 exons.
GCCGGUCGCAUGCCACCGACGUCACACUUUUGACAUUGGCAUGGAGCGUGAUCACAGGCUGACACAGUUCUCGUAGUUAUGGCUCUCCCCCAACUUUCAAGGUCCCUGACUGGCCUCCUCGUGGGUCCAUCGUCCAUAAUUCACCAGAGGACUUUUAGUGUGUCUGCUGUUGCAGCAGCCAUUCAGAAAAUGUCGAGAGUCCGGGUGGUGGACAACAGCCCUCUCGGGAAUACGCCGCAUCACCGUCCGCCAAGAGUAAUCCAUGUCUACACCAAGAACGGCGUAGGAAAAGUUGGUGACAGAGUGCUGCUUGCCAUCAAGGGACAGAAGAAGAAAGCGCUGAUCGUUGGACACAAGAUGCCUGGAGAUCGCAUGAGUCCACGCUUUGAUUCGAACAAUGUCGUUCUGAUUGAGGACAACGGGAACCCUACAGGGACGAGGAUUAAAGUUCCGAUACCAACACAUCUGCGGGAACUGGAGGGGGACUACUCUAAAGUGUUGGCAAUUGCUAGUGCAUUUGUUUGAUAACUGUAUCAGCCAGCUGUUGUUUUUGAAAUCCAUAUAUAAUCUGUACAUUUUCCGAUCUGCUGGGGAAUAAAAUACGAUUCAUAAUUGUA